AAAGAUGCAAAAAAAUUGCGAGAUCCAUUGCCCUUGUACGGCCACAUUUAGUUGAGGAGGAGUAGAAGAGAAGCUAUACUUCGAAUCGAAGGGUGUCGAGUCGAGAGCACGAGGAAGAGCAAGCAAUUCCCAACGGCGGCAACAAGUGGCGGCCACCGGCUCCACUGUGAAGAAUCUCUGUCGGCCAUCUCUUCCAUUUCGGCACCAGCAAGUUAACUAAACCCAGAUAUCAAAUUUGUCUUCUUCAUCACGUAGCUCAUGGCCACGGCAAAAAUGCCACUUCAAUCAACUCCCCUACAGAAGAAUCAAUUAAUUUCCUUCGCUCAUAGCAUUAUGCAUGAGGGAAGGAGGCAUUUUUGUCCGUUGCAAGAAUAGGGAUUGUUGCUCAGUCGAUGCACGUUAAACUUAAAUGUUCCUUCAGAUCUCUGGUUGCAUCAAACUCCGUAUUAUGCCACUACUACUUAACCUUACCCUCUAUUCUUCAUUAUUCAACUAUCCCACACAAUCCAAACUCAGAAGAGCAUCAUCUGUAUGACCAUCUGCUGCAGUCUUGCUUACGGCAAUGCAGGCAAAUCAAGUACCACUAUCUGUUUGAUGAAAUUUCUGGGAGACGUUCCUUGGUCUCAAGAAUUAGCAAAGUCAUCCAUGCCCACAGCAUUAAAAAUGGAAUUGGAUCAGAAGGGUUACUUGGAAAUGCCGUUGUUGAUCUCUAUGCUAAAUGUGGCAAUUUGGGCUUUGCUGAGAAGGUGUUUGAUCAGCUGGAUAAUAAGGAUUUGUUGGCUUGGAAUUCACUUCUUGUUAUGUACUCUAGAAAUGGGUUGCUGGAACGGGUUCUUCAAUGCAUUGGGUCUCUAAGAGAUUAUGGGCAAUUGCCUAAUGAAUUCACUUGUGCUAUUGCUCUGUCUGUUUGUGCAAAACUGAAGAAUGUUGAAUAUGGCAGGUUUGUUCAUUGUUGGGUAAUCAAGGGAGGUUUUUCAUCAUUUUCUGUUUGCAAGGGUUCCCUUAUUGAUUUGUAUGCCAAAUGCAACUGCAUGAGAGAUGCUCAAAAGGUAUUUGAUGGGGCUUUGAACUUAGACAUUGUUUCUUGGACUGCAAUAAUAUCUGGUUACAUUCAAGAUGGUUUACUGGAGGAGGCAAUAAAAAUGUUUGAGAAAAUGCUAAAAUCUGGUCUUGAUCCGGACCAAGUUAUCUGCAUAACCAUUAUGAAUGCAUUCUUGAGUUUAGGAAGGGUGAAAGAUGCAUGUGAAUUGUUUAAACAGAUGCCCACUCGCAAUGUUGUAGCAUGGAAUGUAAUGAUUUCAGAUCAUGUGCGCAGAGGUUGUAAUGAGGUGGCCAUUUCAUAUUUCACUGAAAUGAGGAAGGAUGGAAUAAAAUCCUCAAGAUCCACUUUGGGAAGUGUUUUGAGUGCAAUUGCCAGUUUAGAGGCUCUGGAUUAUGGGUUGUUAGUUCAUGCAGAGGCAAUCAAACAAGGUUUGGAUAACAAUGUGUAUGUAGGAAGUUCUUUAAUCAAUAUGUAUGGCAAGUGUUUCAUGUUGGAUGCUGCAAAGCAAGUCUUUGACGCAAUAGAUGAAAAAAAUAUUGUCAUAUGGAAUGCCAUGCUUGGAGGUUAUGCACAGAAUGAUUAUGUUGAUGAGGUUAUGGACUUGUUCUUCUGCAUGAUGAGAUGCGGUAUGGACCUGGAUGAAUUUACAUACACCAGCAUUUUAAGCUCAUGUAGUUGCCCAAAAUACCAAGAAAUGGGUCGCCAGUUGCAUUCUGUUAUUGUCAAAAAAAGAUUUACAACUAAUUUAUUUGUGAAUAAUGCAUUGAUAGAUAUGUAUGCUAAAGCUGGGGUUUUGAAGGAAGCUAGAAAGCUGUUUGAGCUCAUGCCAAGUCGAGAUAAUAUAUCUUGGAAUGCAAUUAUUGUUGGAUAUGUGCAGCAAGAAGAUGAGGCUGAAGCUUUCAACUUGUUCCAGAGAAUGAUUUCUCAUGGUAUUGUGGCUGAUGAGGUGUCUUUGACUAGUAUGCUUAGUGCUUGUGGAAAUGUCAAGGCCCUGGAAGGAGGAAAACAAGUCCAUUGUCUGUCAUUUAAGUUGGGUUUAGAAAGAAGACUUUGUGCUGGAAGUGCUCUUAUUGACAUGUAUUCCAAGUGUGGGGCCAUUGGAGAUGCACAAAAAGUAUUUUCUAGCAUGCCAGAGUGGAGUGUUGUCUCUCUAAAUUCUCUGAUCUCUGGGUAUGUCCAAAAGAAUACAAAAGAAGCUUUCAAUCUUCUUCAUAAGAUGCUUAUCAUGGGACUAGAGCCAUCUGAAGUUACAUUUGCAAGCCUUAUAGAUGCUUGUAGGCCUCAAAAUAUAACAUUAGGCUUGCAGAUCCAUUGUGUCAUCUUAAAGAGGGGCCUUUUGUGUGGUAGUGAAUUCUUAGGGGUCUCUUUGUUGGGCAUGUAUAUGGAUUCUCAAAGAAUUGCAGAUGCAAACAUUCUUUUCUCAGAGUUUUUGAAUCUUAAAAGCACAGUAUUAUGGACUGCUUUAAUUUCUGGACAUACUCAAAAUGAUUGCAGUGAAGAGGCCCUGACCUUGUUCUGGAAAAUGCGUGAGAACUAUAUUUUACCUGACCAAGCUACAUUUGUUAGUGUUCUUCGAGCUUGUGCUAUCUUAUCUUCAUUGCAAGAUGGAAACAAGAUACAUUCUCUAAUUUUCCAUACUGGUUUUGACUCAGAUGAGUUAACCAGUGGUGCUCUAAUAGACAUGUAUGCUAAAUGUGGAGAUGUAAGAAGUUCUGAGCAAGUUUUCAAAGAAGUGAGUUCUAAAAAUAAUGUUAUUUCUUGGAACUCAAUGAUUGUUGGAUUUGCCAAGAAUGGGUAUGCAGGAAAUGCUCUUGACAUAUUUAAUGAGAUGACACAAUCAAGUGUUAUGCCAGAUGAUGUCACAUUCCUUGGGGUGCUUACUGCCUGUAGUCAUGCAGGGUGGGUUCCCGAGGGCCGUCAAAUUUUUGAUAUGAUGAUCAAUCAAUAUGGUAUUCAGCCCAGAGUAGAUCACUAUGCCUGCAUGGUUGAUCUUCUUGGUAGAUGGGGGUUUCUUAAAGAAGCAGAGGAGUUCAUUGACAAACUAGAUGUUGAAUCCAAUGCUAGGAUUUGGGCCUCUCUGUUAGGAGCUUGCCGAAUACAUGGAGAUGAGAAAAGGGGGCAACAGGCAGCUGAGAACCUCAUUAAGUUAGAGCCUCAAAAUUCUUCUCCUUACAUACUGCUUUCUAAUAUAUAUGCUGCAUCAGGACAUUGGAAUGAAGCAAGAUCUUUGAGGAGAACAAUGAGAGAGAAAGAAGUCCAAAAGAUGCCUGGAUUUAGUUGGAUCGUAGUGGGACAAAACACUAACAUAUUUGUUGCUGGUGAUAAAUCGCAUUAUAGUUCAGAUGAAAUCUAUGAAACUUUGAAACAUCUUACUGCACUAAUGAGAGAGGAUAGAUUUCAGGAAGGUGGAACAUUUCAGGUUGCUCAAAUUUAGUUAUUCAGAAUAGUUGAAGCUCUGCAGUCGACUCUAGUUUGCUGCCUGACUGAACAUAACGAUGCAUCUUUUGCUGAAAGGAGCAAAGAAAGAGUUAAGAUAUGUGCAACUCCUCGUCUUUUCCUUUUCCUUUUUUUUUAAAAAAAGAUUUUUACAUUUCUUAGAAAUUUUAGAAAAGGGAUUUUUUUUUUUUUAGUUAAGUUGAACUUGAACAUCAUAUUGAGAGAAAUGUAGUGGCAAUUCUACUUGUUUCUUCCCAUGCUUAAUUAAUUGUUUUCUUAUGUUCGGGUUGUUUUGUGUCACCACGUUAUUUAAUGGAAAAAAUUUAUUCUGGAUUGAGAACUUCAGAAGACUCUGAAGUUCUUUCAUAUGGUUCAUUAAUUUUGGUAUUAACAUUUGAGACUAAAACUUAAGGUAUUAUAGCUUAAACCACAAUAGUUAACUGGAGGAUUCGAAAGAUAUUAUUUGCUGAAAGUUUUCUAUUUGACUACUCUUGGAGGAUGGAUUUUUUUGGUCAAGAAAGAACUUAGGGAGAUACUUGAAGUUUGCUUAUAAAACCUCACCCAUCUUAAUGUCAAUGUUUCUGAUUAGACUGAAUGUGUAGCAAAGUGAGAUGAUCUAAUGUACUCCCUCCAGAUCAAAAUAGAAGGACAUUGGUAACUAAUUCGCAGUUCUAAAAAAAUGUUAGAUGAAAUCUUAAUUUCUUAAAAAAAUUUGCAUCUUUCCAAUUUGACCUUCAUUAAAUACCUAAUAUAUGUAGCUUGAUAAUGAUAAUUAAAAUUUCAAUGCAUCAUUUUUUCAAAAAGAGCAAUAAAUGAAAUAGGGAUAUAUUUGGAAAAAAAAUUAUAAAAGUUACUCAAUACCUUAUAUUUUGGACCAUAUAGGGCUUCUAGAAGAUGUCUUAUAGUGUAAUUCGAAGGGAGUAUUGAAUAAAGUUAUAUCUAAGGACUAGUACGCCUAUCAAAUUGCCAUGUUUUUAUAAUUCUGACAUUAAUUAGUUAGAUAUAGCCGUUAGUAGAAGUUUGUUAAUAGCCGUUGGAGGUAUUUGGGUUCCUAUAAAUACUUUUCUAUUCAAUUGUAUUGUUGUUGUUGACAGAUUAAUAAGAUCUUAGGAUUAUUCAGAAUUCCUUAUAUAUCUUUCUCUCUUUUUCUCCAACCUCUCAUCUCUCUUCUCUUCAUAAAACCUCUCUGCUCUUCUCUCCACCAACCUUCUUCUAUAAUCCUCUACUUCUAAAGAUUACAAACAUCCAACAGUGGCAUUAGAGCCAGACUGUCCUUGGCACCUCCCUUAUUCAUGUUUGAUGGUACAUGGUGACAACUCGCACCCAAAAAUAGUAAGAAAUGGAUGAUCGAGUUGCAAGAUUUGAAGAAAGAUUCGAAAAAGUAGAUACCUUGUCAGAAAUGGUAGAGGGUAUCUCUAACCAACUCCAACUGGUCAUGCACAAUAGAGAAGCCUUGAAUAACUAUGACUGAAAAGGUUGGCGCGAACACAGAUAUGAGGAACGUCAGAAUAGAGACGAUGGACCAUGCUGCAGAGAAGACUAUAGACGGCCAUACCCAGUUUAUGAAGAUGGAGUUCCCUAGGUUCUCGCGUUCUGAUUUAGUAGGUUGGCUUAUGCGUUGUGAAGAGUUCUUUAGUCUUGAUAAUACCCUAGAUGAUGAUAAGAUUCACAUGGCAAGUAUUCAUCUGGAUGAGAAGGUAUGGUCAUGGCACAUUGCGGUGAAGAAGAUGUGGGAUGGCGUCGAACCUACCUAGGAACAAUAUGCCUAGUCCUUGUGAGAACGUUUUGGGCCACUGCAUGAGACCCCUAAGGCCAACUUGAUGCGACUCCGCCAACAGGGAUCUUUAUUAGACUUUAAUGAUGCUUUGGACACAAGAGCCUGCAAGAUGGAUCUUUCCUAAGGCUAUCUGGUUGAAGCAUACAUAGAGGGACUAGCUGAAGAAUUCACGGCCUCAUGCGACUUUUUAAACCUUGAACACUUCAAGAAGCACGAACUUUGGCUCGGAUGUAGGAAAUUACUCUUUAGCGAAAGACCGAGUGGAAGACGAGUAGCAAGACUCCUUCACAUGUGGCUGCUCCUUCAAACACGUCAUCAUAGAAUGCCUAAAACACAUGAGGUUCUUACAAAAGUGCUUUAUUAAGCGGUGGGACCCAGAGCAAAGGGAAGUUAACACCUUUAGCCUCUAAAACUUUGUCGUUUCCCUCUAAGAAUGCCAUUAAUGCUUUUAAAACUCUCUCUGCAAAAGAAGAAGCAUCUUGGUUGCCUUUGUACCAAUUUUGGCAAAAGUUUCCUCACUUUGUUAUCACUUAUCCUUGAGGGCAAGGAUCUCUUUUGAGGAGGGUUAUUAUUAUGUUUUUAUAAUUUUGACAUUAAUUAGUUAGAUAUAGCUGUUAGUAGAAGUUUGUUAAUGGCUGUUGGAGGCAUUCGAGUUCCUAUAAAUAUUUUUCUAUUAAAUUGUAUUGUUGUUGACAUAUUAAUAAGAUUUUGGGAUUAUUCAGAAUUCCUUAUCUAUCUCUCUCUCUUUUUCUCCAACCUCUCGUCUCUCUUCUCUUCUUAAUACCUCUUUGCCCUUCUCUCCACCUACCUUCUUUUGUAAUCCUCUACUUCCAAAAAUUACAAACAUCUAACACAAACUUAUUCAACUGUUAUGACUUGCGUUUUCUUGUUUUAGUGCAGAUACUCGCGGGGAUUGUAUUGUUUUGCUUGUCUCUACAUGAUCAAUGUUCUUACUAUGCGUCCUUACUUCCUUCCCUCCCUUUAUUUUUCUAAUAUUGGUUGUUAUUGCAAAACAAGCAAAACCACAUUUUAUUUCAUAUUCAAACUUUUCAUUGUCCAUUUGCGCAUGCAACAGUGCCAACAGUUGUCCAUCCAUUUUUUUCCAUUGGAUAUUGAUGGUGGUUAAAUUUUUGGGAUUGAUUCCCCAACUUGCAUGUGUUUUUACUAUAUGCAUGGGCUGAAGCUAUUGACCUUUCCGUAUUGAAAAAAGCAAUCAAUCGAUGAUGCUGCUAGAACUGACCUAUAAACUUAGUGGUCUUGCUUCUCAAGCAUUAUCAUGAAGUUUGCAGAUUUGUAUUUUGAACUAUUGUGUAUGAACUGACUUUUGAAAUACAUAUAGAUUUAGUUUGGUUUCUCCAUUUCAACCACUGUGCAUUAAUACUUUAUCAUUUUCUUUGUUUGCCCGUGCAGGUUGAACCUUGUUUUCUUAAGAAGCAACGGCACUUAUUUGCACAUGACCAUAUGGGCCUGAGUAUUUGAUUCUAAGAGGGUUAUCCAGUGUGAUGCUUGUUUUUGGCAAAGGAAAGUACUCUAUUUUACAGGAGAUGCCACCCCGACGAGUUUAUGUAUGCAUUUCUGGAAUUGAGAACAUUAUGAUUCAAUCUUUGGUUGAUCAACUCAAUGGCAAUCGAGUGAAGAUAAAAUAUUGGCAACAAUUUGAUCUCUGUGAGAGCCAUGAAUGGUCAUCUGCAGCAAAUAGCCUACAUUAUAGCACACUAAGGAAGAGAAGCAAUUCUACAAAAUUUUUGUUGGUCUCAAUCCAGUCUUUGAAGAGGUUAGAAGUUGCAUCAUGAGCAUGGAUCGAUUGUUGAAGUUGAGCAAGAAGAAAGCUGACAUCACAUUGUCAAGUUUCCUCCACCUCCUUUGAAGCCUCAACGUUGGCAGUCCAAGAACCAUAAGUCAGAGAGCACAUGUUAAGGAAACCAGGCAUAUACCAUGGUGUGACCAUUGCCAUAAACUUGGCACACUAAAGACAGAUUCACAAGAUGCAUGGGAGGCUAGCAAAGUAAAUGAAAAAAGAAGAAUCUAUAAGUAAUGGAAGAGGAUACUCCUGGUGAAUCCCGAGGAGAAACCACAAGCUGAGAGUGAGAUGCAUGACUGAAGCAAGUUAUAGCUUAAAAUGGGGUUGUGUUUGUCUGCUGCACACUACCUUGUAGCACGGUGCAAUGUUGCAAAUGCACCCAAACAUUUAGGCUUAGUUUGAAUGGAGGGAAAACUCCAAAAAAUAGUAAAAUUUAUUAUUAUUAUUAUUAUUAUA
Molecule: messenger RNA, 7512 nt
Organism: Prosopis cineraria
Lineage: Eukaryota; Viridiplantae; Streptophyta; Magnoliopsida; Fabales; Fabaceae
Product: pentatricopeptide repeat-containing protein At3g09040, mitochondrial
Exons: 2
Coding region: 393-3476 (1027 amino acids)
Biological process (GO): RNA modification
Molecular function (GO): RNA binding; protein binding
Source: RefSeq, a predicted model, not a curated record